GUGUUUGGGAGCAACGGGUAUUUGCGGCACAGCACUGCCUCCGCAGCGGCCGCGCAGUCUGUAACUCGUUGUCACUAGCAAUCAUAUUCGUCAUCUUGUUCAACGACCAGGUAGCUUCAAGCAACCAUGUUUAGAGCAAAUCAAGCAAACCCUUAUGAUGACAUAGUAGCCAAGGCUACCGACGAGAAUUUGACGGGCGAGAACUGGGAGGUCAUUCUCAAUCUGUGUGAUAAAGUGCAGGAAGAGGGCGAACAAGGUGCCCGUAACGUGAUCGCAGCACUCUUGAAGCGGCUGGCCCACCGUAGUCCCAAUGUACAACUCUACGCACUCUCGCUAGGAGAGUCUCUCUCAAAAAACUGUGGUAUCGACCUUCAUCGCGAGCUUGCUAGCCGAGCAUUUACUGGGGCAUUGGAGAAGCUUGUUCUUGAUCGGACAACACACGAAAAAGUUCGUCGGAGGGCUCUCGGCCUCGUCGCGAUGUGGACGGCAGAGUUUGAACACGACGCUACUCUAGGAAUCAUGGAGACUUGCUACAAUAAUCUGAAAGCAAAGAACUAUCAAUUUGAAACUCCCUCCGAGCCAGCCCCUCCCAGCGUCGACGACGAGGCACGGCGACGUGAGGAAGAGGAACUUCAACGGGCCCUCGAAAUCAGCAUGCGUGACAAGGGCGGGCGGUCUACUUACGCACCUGCUACCUCAGCUGGUUCCUCUGGUGCAGCUGCAAAGCAUGCAUCCGGGUAUGUCCCAGCGCAGUCACCAAGUCCAAAGGAUCCCGCGUAUGCUGCAAAUAAUAGUAAACAUCCAAAUGCCAGGACAACGUCAGGAUAUUCUGCCACAAGUGGCGGAGUUCCAGCCAUGGCUGCCUCUUCGACAUCGUCACUGCCGUCCCAAGUCUCUACACCAGUAGUCACCCGCGUCCGCGCUAUGCACACCUUUGAGCCUACGGAACCGGGCGAACUCGCGUUUGAAAAAGGUGAUGUGAUCAAGGUGGUGGAUCGAGGCUACAAAGACUGGUGGCGAGGACAAUUGAAGGGACGCACAGGAAUAUUCCCUGUGAAUUAUGUUGAACCUCUCCCUGAGCCAACUGCUGCUGAGAUUGCGCGCGAGGCAGAGCAGGAGGCAGCUGUCUUCGCUCAAGCUGCGAAUGUCGAUCGACUGUUGACAAUGCUGAGGAGUCUGGAUGCUUCGAGAGAGAACCUAGCGGAUAACGAGGAGAUUCAGGAAUUAUACCGCUCAUGCAUGAGCCUCCGUCCCAGGAUUGUCAAGCUCAUUGACAAGUACAAUCAGAAGCGAGCUGAUUUGGUGUCAAUGAACGAGUCCUUUGUGAAAGCACGCACGAUAUUUGAUCGAAUAAUGGAAGACAGCCUUGCGCGUCACACCGCAAUGUAUGAUUCAGGUCCACAACCCUACGGAUACGGUUACGAACAACCCCAGCCAUAUGGGUAUGGUCCCAAUAAUGCUUAUCAGCAUCAGGUCGAGCAUCAACCACAAUCCCAGCCUCAACCUGGACCACCGCAACAACCCGACCCCGCAUAUGCAUACCAGCAAGGGCAAGUUUACGGUGCGCCCGUCGGUGGGGCACCGUACCCUCAGUCCGCACAGAUACCGUACCCACAGACUUCGCAAACGCAUUAUCCUCAGCAACAGCCUCAACAGCAACCGCAACCACAACCGCAACCGCAACUUCAUCCCCAACCACAACAACCACAGACACAACAAUCUGCUGAGUAUUCUCCCGGAGUACAUGUCCAACAGUCGCAGUCGCAGCCGCAGCCGCAGCCACAAACUCAGCAACAACCACCUCAGAGUGCUGGCCCGCCCUACGUUUUCGAUCCCAAUGCAACAUACCCAGAUCCCAACGCUCAAGCAUGGGCGCAAUACUAUGCGCAGGGUGGGACAGAUCCCGCUGGGGCGGUGUACUUUAUUUCAGUGCCAGGCGUAAGUGAUACACCGUCACCGCCAGAGCAAACCCCUCAAUCGCACCAACCAUCACUGGAUCCAUACCAAGCUCAGGCUCAGCAACUGCCUGCACACCAGGAACUCACGCGCCAAUCGUCGACCUCCCAGCGCGCAACGUACACGGACCCCAACCCCCAACAAAGCCAAUAUCCCUCGCAGCCAUACUACCAAGACCCUGCAUCUGCCCCGCAGGUGUCACCGACCAGUGCAACUGGUGGUAUAUCUUCGCUGCAACGGGCGUCAUCUGCGACUGCAGGUGUCCCAGUCACGUAUAGCUAUCAUCCUCCAUCGCAUCAGCAACAGCUCGCUCCAAUUGGACAGAGUGGAUAUGCUGGACCGGGGUCUGAGGGACAUGGGUAUGCGCAGCCGGCAAGCGAUGGUUACGAGGCGCCCACACCAGGUGGCUACGCUCAGAGUCCACCGUCAGGGCCAGGGUAUGAGAGUUCUCCGUCGGGCGAGUACCCUCAAGGCCCCGGAGCACGUGGUAAUGUGCAUACUUUACAAAACCAAUUUUUGGACAUGUCAAUUGGAGGUCCGCAGGCUGCGACUUCGUGAGUAAAAGAUGCAUGGAUGGAUGGACAAGUGUUUGUAAACGUUUCUAGGUGACCCUAAAUUAUUGUCUCAAAUCUGUGAUAUGCGAAUUAUUAUCGAAUUUUGCGGUGAGGGUAUGAACGUUGUAGGGUCUAAUCAUCGCACGUCCUUGAGACUGUUGGGUCAUCUACAGCUGUGGCCGGUCACGUUGUACUCUGUACGACUCAACAAACGAGCAAUCGGUAAACGCCUUCGCAUUUCUUUUGAUCUCCUGCGUUCAGAGGACAUUGAAAGCGUGUUAGCGGCACCAUCUU
Messenger RNA from Suillus fuscotomentosus, 2804 nucleotides. RefSeq lists its product as uncharacterized. The transcript has 8 exons. Gene Ontology annotation, biological process: protein transport to vacuole involved in ubiquitin-dependent protein catabolic process via the multivesicular body sorting pathway. NCBI's taxonomy places the organism in Eukaryota, Fungi, Basidiomycota, Agaricomycetes, Boletales, Suillaceae. The coding region runs from base 127 to 2514 and encodes 795 amino acids. The record is from RefSeq and is a predicted model, not a curated record. Gene Ontology annotation, cellular component: ESCRT-0 complex. Gene Ontology annotation, molecular function: phosphatidylinositol binding; ubiquitin binding.